AUGGCUUCAAGAUCUCACAAACUUGCCGUUAUUGGAGCUGCCCACGCAGACCACGUCGAGGAGUCUUUUGCUCUGGAUCCGGCAAUUCAGCGCGCACAAGCUGAAGAUGAUGCUGAUCGCGAACUCGGCAUUCCCGCCAUCUUGGCCAAGUAUUGGCGUCCUUGCUUGAUUUGCUCUGUAUCAUUUACUGCUGGUCUAGUCUUUGGCUACGAUGUCACUGUCAACGGUGCAUCCAUUUCAAUGCCGGCCUUCUUGCUCUACUUUGGCGACAUGAAUGCCUCUGGGCCCUACCUACCCUCUCUCUGGACAUCUCUUUGGACUGCCAUGUCGUCGCUCAUGCAGGCUAUCGGUGCCAUCAUUGCCGGUUGGAUCUCUGCGCGACUAGGUCGAAAGUGGCCCGCCUGCGCCGGCGCCUGUCUAACACUGGUUGGAACUGCCAUUCAGUAUAUAGCGACAGCACGAGGUACUCUAUUGGCCGGAAAGAUGGUGUCAGGUCUGGGUAUCGGCUGCUUAUAUUCGAUCGCAACAACAUAUGCCGGCGAGGUUGCACCAUUGAGACUUCGAGCACCCAUUCAGACAUGGCUAGUUGCUUUUGUCAUCAUGACCCAGGCCGUCUGCUUGGGUGUCAUCAGAGCAUAUGUUCCCGACAUUGACGAGUCGGCGUUCCGUUUCGUGUUUGCCCUCCAAUGGGCUGUCGGAGGCAUUGCAGUGAUUGCCUGGGCAUUUGCACCCGAGUCACCAGUGUAUCUAAUCACACGAGGUAAGACGGAGGCGGCUCGAAGUGUGAUGCGACGAAUCUACGGAAACAGCAAUGAGACGGACGAUCGACUCGCAUGCCUGAUAAACGACAUCGAAAUGGAGCAGGCAUCUCAAGAAGACAACGGUUCAUACGCUGCUUGCUUCUCGGGCCCGCAUCUCAAGAGAACCUUGACCAUUGCCCUCCUAUUCUCCUUGACCAAUGCAUCCGGGGCCGCGUUCCUGUCCCAGAACAUAUACUUUUUGAUCACGGCAGGUCUUGAAGCGAUUCAUGCCUUUGACAUUGGCAUUGGAGGUUUCGGUCUUGCGCUGCUCAUUAUUGCCGCCAGUGGCAUGUAUCUGAAGCACUUUACCCGGCGCAACGUCAUUCUGACGGGUCUCGUCAUCAACUUUGUCUUCAUGGUCAUCAUUGGCGCCCUGUACUGGGUCCCCGGCGAGGGCGCCCUCUGGGCCAUUGCCGUGCUCAUGAAUGUGCUCAUCUCGCUGACGACGUCGACCCUGCAAGCCGCGGCGUGGCCCGUCGCCGCCGAAAUUCCGUCGUACCACUUGCGCGCAAAGUCAAUGUCCCUGGGCAUCUUUACCCAGACUCUUACCUCGUGGCUCUUCAUCUUCAUUACGCCCUACAUGUAUAAUGUGGACACGGGCAACCUCGGCGCCCGGACUGGCUUCAUCUAUGCGGGUACGACACUGCUGUUGGGAGCGGGUGCCUUUUGGCUUGUGCCUGAUACAACUGGCUUGACGACACCCGAGGUGGAUGCUGCCUACGCCGCACAAAUUCCACCACGGAAAUUCCAAACAUUUGUGGCCAAUACCUUUAGGAUUGAAGAAGGCAAGGUCUAA
Molecule: messenger RNA, 1596 nt
Organism: Pestalotiopsis fici W106-1
Lineage: Eukaryota; Fungi; Ascomycota; Sordariomycetes; Amphisphaeriales; Sporocadaceae
Exons: 4
Coding region: 1-1596 (531 amino acids)
Biological process (GO): transmembrane transport; carbohydrate transport
Cellular component (GO): membrane
Molecular function (GO): carbohydrate:proton symporter activity
Source: RefSeq, a predicted model, not a curated record